GUGGGAAACUGAAUUUUGUUUAUUGUAUCAUUUUUUUGAGUAAAAAUUUGGCAACUUGGUUGUAUCUCUAUACUCGAAUUUAGAAAUUAUAUAAUGAGAAAGUACCAACCAUGCCAGAAGACUGUUUUCCAUUCUCUCCCAUCUUUAGUUUCUUCUCAUAAAUUCUUCCUUUUUCUAGUCUUCUUCGAGUAUGAACUCAACAAACGCGGUAGUUAUACACGUUCUCCUUAAUCAUUUCGCCAUUUGUAGCUUGUAUACAUGAUCUCUCUUACGUCGAACCACAAAAGAGGGAGCUGAGAUUUAAAAAUAAGAAUGUCAAGAGUUCUUUAUAUUUUGAUUCUUAUUCAUUUUUACUUCAUCUCCAUUUCUUUUAGCCAACCAAAUUUCAUAACUCAUUUGUGUAUAGACACAUAUGGUAACUAUACAAACACUAGCACAUACCACACCAAUCUCAACACCUUCUUCACUUCGAUAUCAUCCAAAACUCAAAUCAACUCGCGCUACUAUAACUUUUCAAUUGGCAAGGACCCUGAUCAAGUAUAUGGGGACGCGCUAUGUGGAAGUGAACUAUCCUUCCAAGAUUGUUAUACAUGCCUCAAUAACUCAAUUAGUCUGCUUCCACGGCUCUGCCCUACACAAAAGGAAGCUUCUGGGUGGUACGAUAAUUGUAUGCUACGCUAUGCAAAUCGUUCAUCUGCAUUGUCGAGCAUGAGCUCAAGACAACCUGCCUACUACUUAACAAACUCCGCUAGUGUGCCUGAUAAUAACGCUAAAGACUUUGAUGAGGUGCUGGGAUCGCUAUUGAACAAGAUUCAAAAUGAAGCUGCUUCUGGUGAUUCUAGACUUAAGUAUGCAACCGGAAAUGGUACUUAUGGAAGCUUGAAGAAUGUUUAUGCAGUUGCUCAAUGUUCUCCGGAUUUGUCAUAUCGAAACUGUUUUAAUUGUCUUGGUGAUAGUAUUAAUAAUGUGCUUCCUAGUUGUUGCAAUAACAGUAUAGGAGCACGGGUUGUUGGAUCUAAUUGCGAAAUAAGAUACGAGCAGGAUCUGUUUUACAACGUUACUAGUCCUCUUUCUCCUCCACCGUCGACAGCACCAUCUCCUCCACCACCAUCAGGAAAUGGAAGCAACACGGCAAUAACCACCGUACUUAUCAUAGUUCCGACAGUUGUAUUAAUUGCUGUUGCAAUUGGCUUCAUUUACUUGUAUCGAAGAAGGAAGACAAGGAAAAAUGUUGAAAGUUUAAAUGAUGAAAAUGAUGAUGAAACCAGAAGUUAUAUGUCUCUGCAAUAUGGUUUUGACACCAUUAGAGUGGCAACAGAUAAUUUCUCAGAUGCUAAUAAACUUGGUCGAGGUGGAUUUGGUUUUGUUUACAAGGGAAAGUUAUCAAGUGGACAAGAAAUCGCAGUGAAGAGACUGUCAAGGGAUUCAGGACAAGGUGACGGCGAGUUUAAAACUGAAGUUAUGUUAGUGGCUAAGCUUCAACACAGGAAUCUUGUAAGGCUCCUUGGCUUCUGCUUAGAAAAAGAAGAAAGACUACUCAUAUAUGAGUUUGUUCCCAACGCUAGCCUUGAUCACUUCUUGUUUGAUGUAAGCAUGCGUUCUGUUUUAGAUUGGCAAACCCGAUACAAGAUUAUAAUUGGCAUAGCUCGAGGAAUUCUUUACCUUCAUGAAGAUUCUCGACUAAGAAUCAUCCAUCGUGACCUUAAAGCCAGCAACAUUCUUCUAGAUGAAGAUAUGGCUCCCAAGAUUGCAGAUUUUGGUAUGGCAAGGUUAUUUGGAGUUGACCAAACACAGGGAGAUACCAGUAGAAUCGUCGGUACCUAUGGAUAUAUGGCACCAGAAUAUGUUUUCCAUGGAUUUUUCUCCGUAAAAUCAGAUGUCUACAGCUUCGGCAUACUAGUCCUAGAAGUUAUUACAGGUCGAAAGAAUUCUGGCUAUCAAAAUGGGGAAUACACAGAGGACCUAUUAAGCUUUGUAUGGAGAAAUUGGAGGGAAGGUACAGCAAUAUCAGUCAUUGAUCCAACAUUAUCAACGGCGUCUAAAACUGAUAUAAUAAGAUGCAUACACAUGGGCUUGUUAUGUGUUCAAGAAAGUGUAGAUGACCGUCCCGCUAUGUCCUCUGUCGUAUUGAUGCUUAGCAGCCGCUCGCUCUCAUUGCCGGUUCCUUCUCAUCCUUCAUUUGUCAGUGUGAAUGCGACUAUGGACACUAACUCUGAUAAUCAUAAGGAAAGACAAUUAGUGAGUUUGUCCACAAAUCAGGAUUCCAUCACUGAUCUCCAACCACGUUAAACAGAUUGUUUGUGAAGACGCAGUUUAUCUCUUGGGGGAUAAAAGUUCAGAUUAAAAUGAUAGAGAAAUUAAAUUAGUGGUUAAGUUAUUAUUUUGUAAACACUUGUAUAAUCAAGAUCACUUAUAUAAUCAAGAUCACUUAUAAUGUGAACCA
This is a messenger RNA of Chenopodium quinoa (quinoa), 2443 nucleotides long. Its product is annotated as putative receptor-like protein kinase At4g00960. The coding region runs from base 313 to 2289 and encodes 658 amino acids. The record is from RefSeq and is a predicted model, not a curated record. Gene Ontology annotation, molecular function: protein kinase activity; ATP binding. Gene Ontology annotation, biological process: protein phosphorylation. The transcript is spliced from 7 exons. NCBI's taxonomy places the organism in Eukaryota, Viridiplantae, Streptophyta, Magnoliopsida, Caryophyllales, Amaranthaceae.